AUGCAUGGAGCAGGCAAGGUGUGUGUGGGUGAGGACUAUCCUAAUCAAUUGUUGAAAUCAAUGUGGAUUUUCCAAGUCAACUGUUUUGGGAUACUUGCUGACAUGAAAUCAAUGCACCAAUACAGAGAAAAAGAAGAAGAAAAAGCGAUAUUCAUUCAGUCAUCCCAAAACCCAUUUCCACGUCCGGCAUUAGUAAAAAAAGCUCUUCUCUUUCUCGCUUGGGACUUUUUUGGAGAAGCUAUACUAUGGGGUAGUAUUGGUGAUACUAAUGGCGAUUUUUAUGGGAUUUUAGAAACCAAGAUUAGUUGUCUUUUGCAAUGUACAUACUUGCUUAUCAUAACUGGAAUACACGCAAUUUUCCCUCGUCCCUCUGAAGGACACAAAGAUCUUUUGUUUAAGAUGACCAAUAUGGAGGAAUACAUGGCCAAUUUACCUGCGACGGAAAAUCCCAGACAUCUGCCUAUGUUUCUCUUGGUCGCGCUCUUAUUGCUGCUGGUCCCCAAUUAUAGAACCCCUGCUGUCAUCAUCCUUGAAGUCAGGCGCAACAAUACAGACAAGGCCUUUAAAUUGAUUCGGUGGUACAUGUGGAAUGACAACCUCAAUUCGAGUGAUCCUAUCCUUGUCCGUGCAAACGAGGCGAGGUUGAAGUGUACGACCGAUGUCCACUUUAACAAAAGUCCCGAAAAAGAGACCGUUGCCAAUCUCCUUGGUUACCUAGUCCCAAAGUUUCUUUGGGAGGGAAUAAGAAAAAGCGAGCUCCAAAAAAUGCUUCACACAAACUUCCAUAGCAGAGUUUUCAAGGUGAAAGAAGAUGCUAUGGUGAGAGCUGUUACCAAUAUUUGA
Molecule: messenger RNA, 843 nt
Organism: Phycomyces blakesleeanus NRRL 1555(-)
Lineage: Eukaryota; Fungi; Mucoromycota; Mucoromycetes; Mucorales; Phycomycetaceae
Exons: 8
Coding region: 1-843 (280 amino acids)
Source: RefSeq, a predicted model, not a curated record